CUUCAACUCCCAGACGCAGUCCAGUUCGCAUCCUAGCCAUCCACACCAAAUCCGACGGACGACAGACAACUCGACCACCGGCACAAUGCUUCGCCAAAUAAAACCCCGUAAUGCGCGCUCCAAGCGUGCCCUCGAGAAACGCGAGCCCAAGGCCCAAGAAAACCCCAAGACGGCGCUCUUCCUCCGUGGCACAUCGUGCUCGCAAGUGACGCAAGAUGCCCUCAACGAGCUCUACCAGAUGCGCCAGCCGCUCGCCAAACGCUUUGUGAAGAAGAAUGAUGUCCACCCCUUCGACAACACCGACUCGCUCGAAUUCUUCUCGGAAAAGAACGACACCUCUAUCAUCGUCUUUGGACACACCUCCAAGAAGCGCCCCAACGCCCUUACCAUGAUCCGCACCUUCGGCCAUAAGGUCCUUGAUAUGCUUGAGCUCUACCUCGACCCAGAGACCUUCCGUACUCUCGCUCAGUUCAAGGGCAAGAAGGUGCCCAUUGGUCUUAAACCCAUGCUCGUCUUCGCCGGCACCGCCUGGGACAGCCCUAUCGCCAACGAGUACACCCACGCCCGCAGCUUCUUCACCGAUUUCUUCCGUGGCGAGCAGACCGACAAGAUCGACGUCGAGGGUCUGCAGUGGAUCGUCUCCAUCACCGCAGAUGAGCCCACGGCCGCUGGCGAGGGUGACGUUGGCGGCGCCAAGCCCGCUAUCCGCCUCCGCGCUUACACCAUCAGCACCAAGCGCAGCGGCUCCAAGGUGCCCCGUGUCGAGGUCAACGAGAUCGGCCCCCGGAUGGACUUCCGCGUCGGCCGUAUGCGUGAGCCCGAAGAAGCCAUGCUGAAGGAGGCCAUGAAGAAGCCGCGCGGUACCGAAGAGCGUACCAAAAAGAACAUCACGACAGACGGCAUGGGUGACAAGAUGGGUCGCGUGCACGUUGGUCGCCAGGACCUCGGUGACCUGCAGACGCGCAAGAUGAAGGGUCUGAAACGCAGCAGAGACGUCGCGAGCGAGGACGAAGGGGAGAAGGGCGACGCGGAAGAGAAGCCCAAGAAGGGCCGCAAGGAAUAAAUCACAGGAAAGGUGGGAGCUUAGUCUCAAUUGACGGUUGGUCGUGUCUGAAUGUGUGCAGUGGGCUUUGAUGUACAUAUCCGAGUGGGAGGAGACGCAGCGGAGAACCACUCAUCGGCGUUCUUGUUUUUUGGUCAGGAGGCAUCCCCACGGUCGGAGUUUUGAGCUUCUUUCAGCAGAUGGUCGGCAGAUUACAAAAGCAGGAACAAAGUCAAAAGCAUUGAAAGACCUCGAUUGUUCCAC
Molecule: messenger RNA, 1306 nt
Organism: Colletotrichum destructivum
Lineage: Eukaryota; Fungi; Ascomycota; Sordariomycetes; Glomerellales; Glomerellaceae
Product: Putative ribosome biogenesis protein Rpf2
Exons: 3
Coding region: 86-1063 (325 amino acids)
Biological process (GO): maturation of LSU-rRNA from tricistronic rRNA transcript (SSU-rRNA, 5.8S rRNA, LSU-rRNA); ribosomal large subunit assembly
Cellular component (GO): nucleolus
Molecular function (GO): rRNA binding
Source: RefSeq, a predicted model, not a curated record